Messenger RNA from Culex pipiens pallens (northern house mosquito), 2192 nucleotides. It is a transcript of the gene Slh, whose product is annotated as protein sly1 homolog. Gene Ontology annotation, cellular component: Golgi membrane; cytosol. Gene Ontology annotation, molecular function: syntaxin binding. Bases 139 to 2040 code for a protein of 633 amino acids. Gene Ontology annotation, biological process: endoplasmic reticulum to Golgi vesicle-mediated transport; intracellular protein transport. The record is from RefSeq and is a predicted model, not a curated record. Lineage: Eukaryota; Metazoa; Arthropoda; Insecta; Diptera; Culicidae. The transcript is spliced from 6 exons.
UUCCACAUCCACAGUUCCAAUCUUAUUCCAAAUCGGUGUUCGUUUGAGAAGUUGCAUUUUUCUUUAGUUUUUUACAGAAAUUUACUGUUUUAAAUAGGUAAAGUUUAUCGUGAUUAGCACUCAAUUCGAAGGACCAAAAUGUUAACCUUGAAAGACAGGCAGAUUAAUGCCAUCAAGCAAAUGCUGAACCUGAACCAGCCCCAAACGAAGGCCCUGGCGGCGGAACCCGUGUGGAAGAUUCUGAUUUACGACCGCAUCGGGCAGGACAUUAUUUCGCCGCUGAUUUCCAUCCGGGAGUUGCGAGAGCUUGGCGUUACGUUGCAUAUUCAGUUACAUUCCGAUCGGGACUCGAUUCCGGACGUGCCGGCGAUCUACUUCUGUGCCCCCACGGAGGAGAACCUAGGCCGGAUCGCGCAGGACUUCCAGAACGGGCUGUACGACGUGUACCAUUUGAACUUUAUUUCACCGAUUUCAAGACAGCGAUUGGAAGAUUUGGCGGCAGGUGCCCUGCAGGCGGGUUGCGUGGCCAACAUCCACAAGGUGUACGAUCAGUACGUAAACUUUAUCACCCUGGAGGACGAUAUGUUUGUGUUGAAGCAUCAGAACAGCGAUUCGUUGUCGUAUUAUGCGAUCAACCGGGCGAACACGCAGGACUUUGAGAUGGAGGGCAUAAUGGACAGUAUCGUGGAUAGUUUGUUCUCCGUAUUUGUCACCCUCGGGAACGUCCCAAUCAUACGAUGUCCAAAGAACAGUGCCGCCGAAAUGGUCGCACGAAAGUUGGAGAAAAAGUUGCGCGAAAAUCUUUGGGACGCUCGCAACAAUCUGUUCCACAUGGACGCCACCCAAACGGGCACCUUCAGCUUCCAACGCCCGCUGCUGAUCCUCAUGGAUCGCAACGUGGACAUGGCCACGCCCCUACAUCACACGUGGACCUACCAAGCACUAGCCCACGACGUGCUGGAACUGUCCCUCAACCGCGUAAUCGUAGAAGACGACGCCGAAAAGGCCGCCGCCACCGGGGCAAAAUCCAAGAUGAAAGCAUGCGAUCUGGAUUCCCGGGACAAGUUCUGGAGCUCGCACAAGGGAAGUCCCUUCCCGACGGUCGCGGAAGCCAUCCAGGAAGAACUCGAGCAGUACCGGUCGUCCGAGGACGAAAUCAAGAAGCUCCGCACGACGAUGGGCAUCGAGGGCGAAAUGGACGUGGCCUUUUCGAUGGUGAACGACAACACGGCCAAGCUGACGAACGCCGUCAAUUCGCUGCCCCAGCUGAUGGAGAAGAAGCGCCUAAUUGAUAUGCACACGAAAAUAGCCACCAACAUCCUUAACUUUAUCAAGUCCCGGAGGUUGGAUUCAUUCUUCGAGCUGGAGGAGAAAAUUAUGUCCAAACAGGCGCUGGAUCGGGCGCUGGUUGAGGUGAUGAAGGAUCCGGAGUUUGGGACGCCCGAGGACAAGAUGCGACUGUUUAUCAUUUACUACAUCUGCUCGAAUGUGGCCGACGCCGAGUAUCAGCGGUUGGAGCAGGUGCUGAAGGAGUGCGGGUGUGAUCUGGCGCCGAUGCCGUACGUGCAGCGGUGGAAGAGCAUAAUGAAAAGCACGGUGACGAACCCAAACCAGUACGAGGGCAGCGGCACCAAGACGGUUUCGAUGUUCUCCAAGCUGGUCACGCAGGGCUCUUCCUUCGUAAUGGAGGGCGUCAAAAAUUUGGUGGUCAAGCGACAUAACCUUCCCGUGACGAAAAUCACCGAACAGCUGAUGGAGUGCCGGGCGGGCGGAGAACUGGACGACUAUCUCUAUCUCGACCCGAAGCUGUUGAAGGGAGGUGACGUGGUGCCGAAGAACCGGGCCCCGUUCCAGGACGCGAUCGUGUUCAUGGUCGGUGGCGGCAACUACAUCGAGUACCAAAAUCUGGUGGACUUUAUCAAGACGAAGCAGACGGGGAACGCGAGCCGGCGGAUAAUCUACGGCGCGUCCACGCUGACCAACGCGAAGCAGUUCCUGAAGCAGUUGUCGCUGCUGGGGCAGGAAAUUGGCGGGCCAUAAGCAGAGGGGAGGACGGACUAUUACAAGCUUGUUGGCCUGAGUUUUUUUUUUAUAGUUAAUUAUGAUACGAAUGUAAACUUAUGAUUUAGAGGAUGCAAUAAAUAUUCACGCGCUAUUUAAUGUUCGGCAGAGAGGCAUAAAACCUAAAAGCA